Messenger RNA from Danaus plexippus (monarch butterfly), 3152 nucleotides. RefSeq names its product prostatic acid phosphatase-like. The transcript has 8 exons. The record is from RefSeq and is a predicted model, not a curated record. Lineage: Eukaryota; Metazoa; Arthropoda; Insecta; Lepidoptera; Nymphalidae. Gene Ontology annotation, biological process: dephosphorylation. Gene Ontology annotation, molecular function: phosphatase activity. Bases 223 to 1467 code for a protein of 414 amino acids.
CAACAAAGUGGAACGUUCGUCAUAUUCCCGGACUGCACUUUGCGGUAGUUCCGUUUCUGUGAUCGUGGAACGCGUGUUGCUUUAUAAUAGUGUAAUUUAAUAAGGCUCUGCAUUGCUUAAAAUAUUUUUGUCAUUUUUAUCAACCAUUUUAGCGAACUGUUUAAGCUCUUUCAUUGACACUAUAAUAAAAAAUCCAUGGUUGUGAUUUAGUAUUCCUUUAAAAUGCUGGUUCUAAUUCUAUUAUUGAUUUCGUUGACAUCAAUUCAAGCUGAAAAAUCUGUUAAAUAUGCGGCGGUUGUAUUUAGGCACGGCGAUAGAACCCCUGUAAAUCAGUUUCCAACCGAUCCUUAUAACAAUCAAUCGCUUUGGCCGGUAAAAUUUGGAGAACUGACGAAUUUGGGUAAAAGACAACAUUACAUGCUGGGAAAAUGGAUAAGAAAACGUUAUUCGAAUUUGAUAUCCAAGCAAUUUGAUCCAUCAGAAGUUUACAUCAGAUCAACAGAUGUCGAUCGGACACUAAUGUCUGCCCAAGCAAAUCUAGCAGGAUUAUAUCCUCCAACUGGAAAAUCUGUAUGGAAUAAAAAUUUGAUGUGGCAACCAAUACCUGUUCAUACAAAGCCAGAAAAAGAAGACGAAUUAUUAGCAAUGAAAAGGAAAUGCAUUCCAUACACCAAGGAAAAAGAGAAAUAUGAAGACUCGCCCCCUUAUAAAGACAGGCUAAGCAAAUAUAAUGAACUUAUGGAUUACUUGACUGCUUACACGGGAAUGAAAAUCAAAGACUAUACGGACAUUAAUGAUAUAUAUAAUGUCCUCUUUAUCGAGUCUUUAUACAACUUUACUUUGCCUUCGUGGACUCAGUCUGUGUAUCCGGAUAAAAUGAAAGAACCAGCAUGUUACAGCUUCUUUACAGCUGCUGCCACACCCCUGAUGGCUCGUUUACUGGUUGGACCUUUAUUCAAAGAAAUUGUGACCACAAUGGAUAAUGUUAUUGCGAACAAAGAUGAUUCUCUUAAAUUAUCCAUAUAUAGCGGACAUGAUUUUACCAUUGGUAAUAUUCUUACUGCAUUGGAUGUCUUUGAUGGAAACUGCCCGGCAUACACUUCGACUAUAAUUUUCGAACUUUUGGAAGAUAGCGUCACCAAAAAACAUUUCAUUCGGGUAUCUUACAAGAACACUGUUGAAUUAGUUGAACCAAAAAUUCUAGACCUACCAAACUGCGGUAAAAUUUGCUCAUACAAAAAAUUCAUUGACUUGUAUGAUAAUCUUAUCACGGUUGACUGGACCCAUGAAUGCAACAAAAAGAUGUCGAUAAUGUUUGCUAUUGCCUUCUUUGCUUCGGUGUUCACUGUCUUGUAUUUCGUCCACAAGACCCACUUCGAAAGGAUUACUAACCAACACAGGAUUCAACUUGCUUAUGCUAAUGUAGUUAACCAGAAUGGUCAGCAACAGAAGUUUUCGUACAUAUGAUGGUUCAUGAUAAUGAAUAGCCUGAUUCUCAGCUGCUAUUCACUUUUGCUGGCAUUCAAACUGUUCAACAAGUUUCAUAUUAGCUUCUUUCAUGCCGAGGUGUUUGAUGAGGGAGAGUUCUAAUUUGACUUUAUAAGGUGUUUACAAGGAGGUUGGUUUCCAUCAAAGAAAAGUGUAUAGAAGAUGGCAAGACUUAGCUACAUAUUAUUUCUUAAAUGUACUUAAUAUUUCUUUGUAUACUUUCACAAUGUAAAUUCUGUGAAUCUUAGGACUAUGAGACUGAUGUAGACAUUGUGAUAUAAAAUUUGUAGUUACUAUACUAAAAUUUUUAUUACAAAAUUAUUAGGAAAAAAUUAUUUUGAAAGAAUUUUUUAAUACUAUAUUUAUAUAUCGCACAAACCUAUGUGCCCUCAAACUCAUUUUAAUUCAUUAACUAAUGUAGCAAAGUCUGGUAAAGCUGUGGCGGUAACUUUUAAGUGUUUUAAUAGCAGUGAAAAAAAAAAUUCUGUCAUUUUUAAAAUAUUUAAGUGUUUUAAAAAAUCUAUAUGUGGCUAUAACUGUUAAAAGUUUUAAUGUAGUAAAACAAGUUUAAAAACCUAAAAAAAGUUGUAGUAGAUCAUUUAAAAUUCAAUUAUUAUUAAAUUAUAAACCGUAAUUUAGAAUGUUCCAUAUUCAAUUUAUUAGUGACUUAAGUAAUCUUAGUGCAGAGCUAAUAUGCAAGUAACAACAUAUCUCAUAAUAAUUAUUAAAAAAAAAUGCAUGUUCUCUUAGUGUUGUCAACAGAUAAGUAAUCAAUAAAAAUAUUAAAUGUUCCAAAAUUGUCAUGGAGUAUUUAGACUAUGAAAUGUCAAAACUCUAUGAUGAUACAUUUUAAUGUAAGGCGUUUAUUGUCCCAUUGCAGGGUGAAAUCCCUCUGCCUUCCCUCCUGUUACAUAUAUUAAAAAAAAAACCUAUAGCUUUUGAUGUCUAUAUAUAUUGUCUUAGGUAUAUCAAAAUAUUUGUGUAGUAUUUACAGGCCUGAUUUAAAAAGGCAAAUAUAUUUAAGUGUAUUAAAACGAUUUUUAUCUUUAAUGUUCUGAAUCCUAUGUGUCUAUAUGGUCAAUAUCAUCUAAAUGUUUUGGCUCAUUGUGCUGUAUAUUAGGUGGUCGACCACAUUGACCUUCUAAUUUUAGUAUACUGUGUAUGAAUAUUGUAUUGAUACACUAUUUUGGGUACACUUAAAGUGUACUUUUCAAAUAAUAAUUGUAUUUAUUGCAGUGUAUAUGUUACUUAACUGCAUUUUUAGGAAUAGGUAAACUAUUCUUAUCUUAUAUUUUCCUAGAUUUUUUUACAAAGUUACUAUACUGGUCAAUUCCUAUUGCAUUUAAAUAUUGUUUAAGUUUUUAACUUGAGUCUGACUAAGUCAACAUUUUUCAACAAAAAAAGGCAUGGAAAAUUACUGCAGGUGAUUUAAAUUUUCCAGUGUUACUUUGUAGUUGUUAGGUUACUAUUGAGAGUUUAAUUAUAUAAAUUUAUAGUUGCUCUUCAUUUUUAUAGAAGAAAAUAAAACAAGUUUGUCAUGAAUGGAGGAGAGAUCUUGAAAGAUUUAACAGCAAUGCCAAAUUAGUAUAAGGUGGGUAGAGCAUGUAAGGCCACAUAAUAAAAUUACAAUAAAAUACAAUUCAAAUUCAGCUUAAUAUUUAAGA